AGAUUAGGAAAACACACUGAUUGAUUGGUUGAACAUUUUAACGUGUGUGUGUUUGUGUACAUUUUUGCUCAGUUUAUUUUGUCAGGACAAUUUUGCAUCGCAUGACAUUGAGUGACAUUGAAUAUAAGAACGGAGUGUUUGGGAGUAAAGCGAUCAUUUAUGAAUUGCUUUGAGUAAACAGAACAGAUUGACACUCUUUACAGUAAUCCGAACACACUGCUUUAGAUUAUAGUGUGCUAAUCUAGAUUAUGGUCAGUUAGACGGAUGUUUUUUUCCCUUCUCUUUAUUAUUACAUUCGACGAGGUAAACCGUGUUAAGACGAUAUUUCAACACUUUAUUUUAUUUGUAAACGUUGAAAUGAAGGACAACGGAGCCAGUCCUCCACCCAGGGAAAAUGAAUGAUAAUGUCCUCCUUAACUCCCGCAUUAAAACCAAUUAGUCAACACAUCAACCUGCGGCAUUCGCCUGCUAGCUCUCGAAGUCUCCACGACCUUAUCUUCGCGUAUUUCGGGUAUUAGAAAGUUAAAACGCGUCUUUUAGAUAAAUAGCGACGCAACACGCAGAAUUUGAAUGAUUUUAAACCGGUUUAAAACUGCCUAGUUUAAGGACAUUAGCAGAAUUCGCCCUGUGUGUUUUGAUAACGCGGAGGCGGAUACGCACAGUUAUGACGUCACCGCGCAGUGGGUGUUGGGAGUCGUAGUUUCAACAAGAGUCGGCCAUCUUGAUCAGGCGACAAAGUGUUGAGAAGAAGGGAAAAUUCCAACGGAUGUCAUUGAUGAUGUAACAGAGAAACCGGUUUACAGCGUUUCAUUCCCAUCUCUGUGAUUGGAGAAAGUGGGUCUUGUGAGACGUCCAGGAUUUCAGUAAGCCCAGUGUGGUGUAGCAGGUCAGAGCCUUGUGUGUGGGACCAAUCGCAUCUGGAACUAAAGGUUUUUAAGCUGCGCACUCUACUUUCUACCGCCUUCUACAAGGAUUUUUACAAGAGAUGUGGAAACUGUUGUAGGCCUGUUCUGGCCAGAGAGAUUUGGGACGUGAGCAUUGUGUUCUGGACCCUUUAAUACUCUCUUCAGCCAUGCAUUUAGAGGUGAAAGUUGCACUGAACUUCAUAGUGUCCUACUUGUACAACAAGCUCCCACGGCGAAGAGCGGAUCUGUUCGGAGAGGAGCUGGAACGAAUCUUGGUGUCACGUUUUGAAGGUCAUUGGUACCCAGAGGCUCCGUUACGUGGUUCUGCCUUCCGCUGUCUUCAUCUUGGGGUCCCUGGGGACCCCGUGGUGGACUUGGCAGCCAGACGGAGUGGGCUGGACAUGGAGGAAGUCCGUGCCAAUGUCCCUCCAGAGCUUAGCAUCUGGAUCGACCCUUAUGAAGUGUCCUAUCAGAUUGGCGAGAAAGGGGCUGUGAAAGUUCUCUACAUGGAGGAUCCGCCAGGUUUGGGUGGUGAACCUGAAGUAUCAGAAUGCUUAGGAGGGCUUUGUAAAGGAGAUGUAGAGCUGGAAGAUGGGAAGAAUUUGGGCUUCAACCCUGACGCUCAGGUCUUUGUGCCCAUAGGUGGCCAAGCAUCACCAGUCAUGCUUCCAUCACUCUCUAAUUCACCCACACCGCUCUGUCAAGGUCUGUUCAGCUACGCAGGUUCCAGUACUCCAACGGAUCCCACUGUGCACUCUAACACCUCCUCUCCAUCUCCACCAAGUACAGGGAUGCCCUACCCUCACCCAGCUGCCCAACCCAGCUCCCGUCCGACUCCACAACAAAUCACCUUCACCACCGCCAGCUUUGCCGCCACCAAGUUUGGCUCCACCAAGAUGAAGAAAUGCAUGGGGAACGGGGUGGUGGGUGGAUCUGGCAGUGUCAGUGCUCCUCAGCAGCGAAUGCUGAGCCAUUCCCCCACCGCAAUGUCCUCCAUUUCACCACCUGGACUGGUGAAGCACAAACCCCUAUCACUCUCCAUGCACUCCCUGGCUGGUCCAGUCUCCAGCCAACUCUCACCCAAUGCCAAAGAGUUUGUCUACCCUGCCUCCCAGGGGCCCCUCUAUUUUGAAGCUGAGGCUCCACACCUGACCCACACUGGCCCAUUCCAGACACCGCUUCCAGGCCCUGCUCACCCACAUGCCACCUUUGAUCCAUUCUCCAGCCAGCCACCAGGCCAUGCUAUGGGUGUCAUGGGAAGCGGCAGUGGAAUUUCUUUCAUGGAGGGUCUGGGGGGCUACAACCUGCAGUACUCUAGCCAAGCUUUCCAACCUGUAGUAUUGGCUAAUUAAGUGUUCAAGAAAGCUUGAAAGAUGUCUUCUGGGAGUUUUUUAAAAAAUUUAUUAUUUUUCCCAACAGUUGUUACUAAUACAUAAAGUUAAGAUGGUGUUAUGACUACUAAAACCACUUGUGAUUUUUGUUUGGGUUUUUAUUUUCCUCCAUAUUGUUCGUAUUCAAGGGUUAUUCUUUUCCUUUCUCCCAAGUCAAUGGGAAAUAACCAGCCUCCUGCCGCACAGAUGUUUUGCAUUGAAUGCUAAUUGGAUCUGGGUGUUCCUCACCAAGGUAUUCUUGUCUCUAGCCUGGCUGAGCAGCAUGAGCUUGUUCCAACACUGCUCUUUCAUGCUGUGAAGAGCUUCAUGCUUCAAUUUAAUCACGUUGAGAGCAAAUAUUUUGUCGGAAGGUUCAGGAAAGCAGAGAGGUUGGGACUUUGCUAUAAGUUGUCUAGUCAAGCCUCACUGUGGAGGAGGGUGAUUGUGUCGACACAUCUUGCAUGGUUUUGUUUUUAUUUUUAUUUUUCAUUCUGUGGUUUGCAUAGUCAGGACACAAUGCGCACUAUGGGUACAGGGCCUAGUUUAUGAGCAGUCAAAGGGGAUAAUGCUUUAAAGCUGUGAAACUGUUCAGGAAGACUGUGUUUCAUAUUCAAAAGCCAUAAAUAUGGUCCAAAGGGGGGUGGGGGGGGGGAGUAGACUAGAUAAAGGCAGUGGCGAGAUGACUGUUAACGUGGUAGUGUCUGUCUCCUGUAGGAAUACAGAGCCAGUGGUGUGUGAAGGUAAGAGGGCAGGACUCGGGUGGAGCAGAAGCUCAUGAUGGAUGGAAUGAUGGGAGUGUGUGUAUGGGCAGCAAGAACCUUUUAGCUGUAGCUCAAAACAUGGCACUUGGAUUGCUAAUCUUGGUGUGCUUUUUGUGAGUUGGAGUUGAUUUUUUGAAUGUGAAUCGAAUUUCUAAUUAAAUGGGUGUUGAAGUCGGAUGCUAUGAUUCUAGGUUUGAACGAUUUACAUUAGACGCAAAUAUCCCGUAACAUCUUAAGCAAACGGAUGUUUGUUCUUUAGGACCCUUUAUAAUAGCAGACUUGGUAAAGUCCACUGAUUCACAAUCGGAUUCAUCAUGGAGGCGGCUGAUAGAAUCUGCCUCCGCUGUCGAUUUGAAAGUGUCCCAAGCGUUCUUGAUAGAUAUCUGCUUAAGCUGCAACUCCCGAACCGUCCUUACCAGGUUCCUCAUGUUACAAGGUCAGUCCAUUUCACGACUACCAUCUCGAGUGGAUUACUUUAUUUCUGGUGGUAAGGGUCCAGAGGUUUGUCAUUUAUGGCUGGUUUAAACUGGAUGUAUUUUUUUACAUUCAUUUGUAAUUUAUUUACGAUUUUUCUAUUAUUUUUUUUCCUGUGCGUUUUUUCAAGAGAGAAUCUAAAGGCAUUUGUAAAAGAUAUUCUAUACGGUAUAUACUAUGACAUGUAUAUAUUUCUUAUGUUAAGAUAUCCUUUAUUUAGUUUCUUAUGUGCUGAGGUUAUUUUUCCAGAAAUAACUUAAAUAUAUUAAAUAUAUAUAAUUAUAUCGAAUUUAAAAAAAAAUAUGCAAGUUGAAACAAAUAAAGUGUGUUUAACAAAGUAUUGUGUAUUGUACAUGUUGUAUGGAAAUUGAAUUGACGGUGGGUAACAAGGUGCGUGUGUGUAAUGUGUGCUUCUCUUUCCAGGAUUUUAAUAAUGACAGCUGGCUGGUUUAAGAGUGGGUUAUUGACCAGUUUGUGUACUCGAAUUCAUUCAUUAGUGCUCGUUUGCAUAAACCAUAGCAGUACAAAUCUCUAGACUCCAAAAUAAAAAAUGCUUGGGAUGGUGCCUGGUCCCUUAUUGCUCCCAGCUGGCUGGAGUAUGACUGCCAAAUGCAAUCAGCUAUUCUAAUAAAGUGUCCCACCCCCCCACAAUCUCCACAUUUAUAACGUUAAGCCUCGCUGAGCAGAGGUCUCGCGUUCUGGUUACCUCGAUGUUCAGGACAGCUGUUGGCUGUGAUUUGAUGUGAGGCUGAGCGUCAUUAGCGCGGCUAAAUCCUUUUACACUAGCUUCCGCUCUCAUUACAUCACCCAAAGCUGAUUUUUAAUUUUUUUAUUUUUCAAAUCCCCAGUGCAAAGCUCCUACCACCCACCCAACACAUCCAACAGUAUCUAAUGACUACCUUUACUAAGCUGGAAUUGUAAUCUGGUCUGCCUCGACUAAAGCCGGUUUUACACAGCAAGAUCUCUGCAGUCUUUCUAAGAUUAACAUUGGUCACACUAACCUUAAAUCCCAAUAAAACCUUAGCAGAAUUCAACAGACUGUCUGCUGUCCAUGUCCGAGUGUACGAUGAAGAUCCUCUAGCGUUAGACCUGCGAGUACUUUUCGCUCACGUGAUCAGUCGGUGCUAUCUGGGCUGGAGUUAGAGGUAAUUAGGAACUCUUACUGUUUGCAUGUUUUGUUUAUGCCAUGGCCAUUACUGUAUUUGUAGCUGCCCAGUAAGCUUUGUAUAAUCUUGUGCUGUCCUCCUAUUGAUGGCCUUUAGAGGAGUAUCCUAGCAGAUUUCAGUGAAACUUCCUCACACCGCCAGAACUUUCGUUCUCGACUGGCUUUGGUCUCUGACAUUAGACCACUCAUCUCAACUCGCAAACCAAGGUUUAAAUCAUUAUUUUAACAGUAUGUGGCUUUCGUGUGCGACAGAAAAAUCAAGUGUAGAGCUGGCUAAAACGUGUCCCAUGUGGUCGUGUUGGUCAAUUUCACGUCGACUGGUUUGGGUUGUUGAACUGGGCUCAUCUUUCUAAUGGUUUUGGGAACCUGGUCCUGAUUAAUUAUGCACAUUCUCAGAAAUAACGGUACCCACCUGUACUUUUCCUUGUUGCUAAGGUAGCUUGUAGCUUUUUAGAGUAAAGCUUUUAAAGGUGGUCCUUAAGCUCUAACUAUAUACUUUUAAAUUCUUUUUAAAGGUUCAAUAAUAUUCACGUUUUUACACAAACACGUGCCCUUGAUGGUACCACCCCAGCACAAGGGAGUGUAGGGUGAUGAGGGUCAGGUUUUCAGCACCAUCGUGACUGGUUGAAACGGGACGUAUUUCACACGUAUCGUUUCGUUAACAUUUUAUUCUGGCUGAAUCUGACCAGCUUUUCAAAUUUCGCCCGUCAUAGUUCAUCAGGACUGGGAUCUCGCAACUGUAUUUAUUUAUUUUUCCUUUCGUAUAGUCUGUAAUGAAGCUCCCGGUACGAAUUAAAGUCACUGCUUUAUCCUGGUUAGCAUUGCUGUGGUUGAAAUGAACUUGUUUAUUUUGUGAAACAGAACUAGGUAAUAAAUUCAUUAGAGAAUCUCACAGGCAGCUACAAACAAGUAAAUGUGGGAGAGGGAUUUAAAAAAAAGUCCUGUACACAUCUCCAUAGUUAGUCUUGUUUAAAUGAGAAAUAUAUUUUCAGCAUUCAUGGAGUUUGUCAGGAAGAGGGGUUAACAUAGGGUAAAGAACUGGUGAAGAUCUGAGUAGAGGAUGCUACUAAAGCGAGUGGAGCUGGCCUGGGAUCUGAUUCCUGGCCAAGAGCAGCAGUAGAUCGCUGCUUCUCCAUAGUACGGGAUUGUAAUCCCUGCUGUCUUUCCACCUGCCACUUCCUGUAGACCAGCUGUGUGGAGAGAAAGCAGGACGCCGUGUUGAUUUUUGCCGUGAAUGUCUCUGUAAGGGUGAGCUGCAGAUGACGAAAGGAUCGACCGAACGUACUGUGAGCGUCCCGAACCGAGCGCGUAUCCAUCACAGGCUGAGGGCGCAGCCGUCUUUUGGCACCGUCUAGUCAAAUAUUUGCAUUUGAGCACUAUUUACGUUCUUCAGAGGUUUAUGCAAAUCUUUUGUUCCAACUUGCCUAAGUGUGGGAACUAGUGCUUGUUUGGCAUUUUUAGCACCUGAGCGACGAAGAAUCCGAGCCAUAGAUGGAGGAUGUUACGAUUCUCAAUGCUACAGAGUGGAAUUAAAAAUUUUUUUUUUUAAAAAGCAGCUUGCUGUUGGGGGUUUAAAUCCCUGACUCACAAAUGCUAAUAUAAUCAACAAUGAAGACCGGCCUCAACAAAGAAUGCAAAGUUGCUGAGAAGUCAUUUGCAUAAUUCUAACAGACUGAAUAAAUUUGCAUUAAUUAUGAACGUUUGCAUGUUUUGGGUAUUAGUUUUAUUGAGAUUUAAUUCUGUGUGAUGAACUUGAAGGAUAAAGAUCAUUUUAGGGUGAAAUUUCCGUUACCAACCUUGCUUCAGGGACGUAUUGGACCAUGUCUGAGGUUUUUUUUUUUUUUUU
This is a messenger RNA of Ictalurus punctatus (channel catfish), 6521 nucleotides long. Its product is annotated as protein Tob2. Gene Ontology annotation, biological process: regulation of gene expression. The transcript is spliced from 2 exons. The coding region runs from base 1073 to 2257 and encodes 394 amino acids. Gene Ontology annotation, molecular function: transcription corepressor activity. Gene Ontology annotation, cellular component: nucleus; cytoplasm. The record is from RefSeq and is a predicted model, not a curated record. NCBI's taxonomy places the organism in Eukaryota, Metazoa, Chordata, Actinopteri, Siluriformes, Ictaluridae.